AUGUCGUGGGACCUUUGUAUGAUGCGACCGUUGCGCCCUCCUUUUCUGGAGGUCGUCGUCGUCCUGAGGGUAGAUAAAGAAAAGGGUUAUAUUGAUCUAUCAAAACGUCGCGUUUCGCCAGAGGAUAUCACAAAAUGCGAAGAACGGUACAUGAAAUCAAAGACAGUCGCCUCGAUCAUGCGGCACGUUGCCUUAAAAACGAUUCAUGCCGCCCCCAACACCGCUACUCCUGCUAUCGAUGCCGCUGAAGCGCACGCCGAAAUAGACGCCGAAGGCGACAAAAAAGAAUCCAAAAGAUCCUGCAAGGGCAAGUCCUCUGGCGAUGGCGAAGAUGGCGAAGAAGACGCCCCCUCGGGUGCAGCUACUGGCGGCUACAAGGGCAGCCCGAACGAGGAAGACAAGCUCGAGAGACUAUAUGAACAGAUCGCCUGGCCCCUUGGUCGGAAAUACGGACAUCCAUACGAUGCGUUCAAAUUAAUGUUAACAGAAUAG
This is a messenger RNA of Pleurotus ostreatus (oyster mushroom), 492 nucleotides long. RefSeq lists its product as uncharacterized. The transcript is spliced from 3 exons. NCBI's taxonomy places the organism in Eukaryota, Fungi, Basidiomycota, Agaricomycetes, Agaricales, Pleurotaceae. The record is from RefSeq and is a predicted model, not a curated record. Gene Ontology annotation, molecular function: translation initiation factor activity; RNA binding; ribosome binding. The coding region runs from base 1 to 492 and encodes 163 amino acids. Gene Ontology annotation, cellular component: multi-eIF complex; eukaryotic 48S preinitiation complex; eukaryotic translation initiation factor 2 complex.